AGCCGAGCUGGUGUGUUGUCUUGCUGUCAAAAUUUUUCAUUCAAGCUGCAGUCGCUCUGCAGUGCGGUUCGUCGGGUUUUCAGUGUUCCCUUGUCCCAGAUUUUAGUUUCUUUCUCGGAAUCACUGACUCGUCAAAAGAUUAUUGUCCAAUUCGUAGACGAGGGCAAUGGUGAAGUGUUUUUCUUUUAUCAAUGAAUAAUGGUGCUGACAUUACAUCAUUGAAACGCAGCUGAUUGCAAAGAGUUGAGAGUUUUUCAAUGUCGCAAAAAUGUGUUGGUGAUUCUUUGCACAACCUGCUGAGAGAUAGUUCCGGAGCAAGGGCUUGCGGUAAAAUGGCAAACGAGCUAAGUGUGAUACAGUGGACGAGAGAGAAUGUGGCCGAAUGGGCCCGGAAAGAAUGCCUGAACCGGAAGAUUAUCGAGUGCAUAGUGAAGGAAGACAUCGACGGAAAGUGUUUGCUGACGUUGUGCGAAAAUGAUAUAAAAAGCUUACGGGAAAAGUAUUCCUAUGGGCUUACCUUGGGUGAUAUGAAACGGUUUUGGUUUUCGGUGCGUUUGGUGCAAAAGCAGAAUGUAACGACGCUGGCCUAUUUGGGGAUGCUUCCCACAAACGGUGGCGAAGGGUUGGGACACCAUCAUCAUCACCACCAGCACCAUCAUUCCCUGCUGUCCAGUUUGGGAACUAGCUAUGCUUCGGCGGAUAUCAAUUUUAGCGAAAUUGAACGGAUUUCGCCACCCAUGUCGAUAGACGGCAGAGCGACUUGUAUACAGCCGGAAUUCUUCAAGACAAUGAUAAGCUUAGGUUAUGCUUUCCUGGUCACUUGGAUAACCGCCUUCGUAAUGGUGGUCGUGCACGAGCGAGUACCGGACAUGAAAAAAUACCCCCCUCUUCCAGACAUUUUCCUCGACAACGUUCCGCACAUUCCCUGGGCUUUCCACAUGUGCGAAGUUACGGGCACACUGCUUUUCUGCAUCUGGGUUUGCGUGCUGGUAGUACAUAAGCACAGGAUGGUAUUAUUACGGCGCUUCUUCGCGUUGGCCGGAACCGUGUUCCUGCUGCGGUGCGUGACGAUGCUGAUUACAUCAUUGAGCGUACCGGGAACACACCUGGAGUGCACCCCGCAUGAUCACAAAUUCGACGAUAGCUCCAGUGUUCGGAUUACGGAAAUGAUCUACCUGCGCAUCAGCCGGGCUUAUACCAUCUGGAGCGGGCUGGGAAUGUCGAUUCAGGGCGUGAGGACCUGUGGCGACUAUAUGUUCAGCGGCCAUACGGUGGCGUUGACAUUGCUCAAUUUUUUCAUUACAGAAUAUACCCCUCGUAAUUUGUACUUUCUGCACACGCUGACCUGGCUUCUUAACAUGUUCGGAAUAUUUUUCAUACUUGCCGCACACGAACAUUACUCAAUCGAUGUGUUUGUCGCGUUCUACAUAACUUCCAGAUUAUUCCUGUACUAUCACACGUUGGCUAAUAAUCAGGCACUUAUGUCGCACGAUUCCAACCGGACGCGCAUCUGGUUCCCCAUGUUCAGCUAUUUCGAAAGCUCGGUCGACGGUAUAAUUCCCAACGACUACGACACGGUCAACGGAGUGUUGUACAAGUUGUUCGAGUGUGUCUUGUACAUGAAGGAUGUUUGCAUGCUGACGGCACGACGAUUCUGGAUCGCCCAUGGCAAUAUGGAAGCUCUACGGGAAAAGCAUAAGCAUUUGUUGAGUGCUAACACUCAGUUGCUAUUCCCGAAUAACCUCGGUACAGCAGGAGGUGGAGGAGGAGGAACAACAGCUACCGCGGCUGAUGGAAAGCCCGCCAAAUGUAACAAUAUAAACGUGGAUACCAAUGCCAGCAUGAAGCGGAAAUCGUUUAGCAAUUCUCCGGUGGAGAAAACAUUUCCAGAGUUAGAAGAGAAAGCCAACGACCUCAGUAAAAAAGAAUUGUAAAUGCGAAGCGAUACCAUUCUAUACUAAUGUUUCAAGGGGCAUAACUUACUAGUUUUCUUAUGCAAUGUUGGAGAAUAUUUCUGUUGAAUAAGCUAUGAGAAGUUAUAAGUUAUUUGUUAACGUAGAUGUAUUUGUUGCUACAUCUUCAAAACUCAAACUAUUUAAUAUCUAAGGAGGGUUAGCAUCUUAUUUAUUAUAAUUUCAGUUAGAUCAAAUAUGUGAUAUUAUUUGGAACGAAAUAGGAAAUACAAAAAUUUGGUUAGCAAACUCAAGCAAUAUUCGCUGUCAAAAUCAAAAUGAAUGAUCUCUGCAGAACUUUUUCAUGAAAUAGAAUUUAAAUAUGGCUCCUUAAACGCAAGUAACAGAUAUUCAUUCAUACAUAUUUAAUUCCAUCCCUUCAUUUGGCACUCAUCAUCCUAACACUUUAGAAAGAACAACAGUAUGACUCAGAAAACUUGGCACUAGUAUUAUAAUUUUAAUGCAAUGGAGGAUUAUACAAACUAGGGCAGCGUAAGCCAAAAAUACUAACUCCUUUUUUCAAAUCCUGCUGAAUCGUUGAUAACAAUGUUGAAACACAUUAAACGACUUCUAUUAACAGUUGAAUAUGAAACUACAUUAAAACAGAACUGUUUUACAAUAGAGAAAAUUGUUUAUCUAGUCCAGAAAGCUAUUUAAACUGACUGUAUGCACCAUUACCGUCGUUCUAGGAUUUACAUUCUUCCUAAUAAGUAGUAAGGUUUUUCAUGGAAACUAGUAAACGUACUCUUCUUCCUGCAAGCUUACCAACCAAAUAAAAACCAAAAGAUCAAAGAAAA
This is a messenger RNA of Aedes aegypti (yellow fever mosquito), 2749 nucleotides long. RefSeq names its product sphingomyelin synthase-related 1 (gene SMSr). Bases 258 to 1934 code for a protein of 558 amino acids. Gene Ontology annotation, biological process: ceramide biosynthetic process. Gene Ontology annotation, cellular component: endoplasmic reticulum membrane; Golgi membrane. The transcript is spliced from 5 exons. NCBI's taxonomy places the organism in Eukaryota, Metazoa, Arthropoda, Insecta, Diptera, Culicidae. Gene Ontology annotation, molecular function: sphingomyelin synthase activity; ceramide cholinephosphotransferase activity. The record is from RefSeq and is a predicted model, not a curated record.